This is a messenger RNA of Jaculus jaculus (lesser Egyptian jerboa), 1150 nucleotides long. RefSeq names its product asialoglycoprotein receptor 1 (gene Asgr1). The coding region runs from base 128 to 979 and encodes 283 amino acids. NCBI's taxonomy places the organism in Eukaryota, Metazoa, Chordata, Mammalia, Rodentia, Dipodidae. The record is from RefSeq and is a predicted model, not a curated record. Gene Ontology annotation, molecular function: signaling receptor activity. The transcript has 9 exons.
GACCCUGUCCCCUCCCCUGCCACCGUCCAGGACUGUCCACCCUGCCGGAUCCUCAGAUCUCAGCCCCCUCCUAAGCCUGGGAAUCCGCAUAGCACUGAGGGCCCUUCAGCGCAGCACCAGCGCGGCCAUGACGAAGGACUACCAGGAUCUGCCUCACCUGGACAGCGAGGAGCCCGACCGCCAGCUCCGGAGAGGGCCGCCUCUCCGCCAGCCUCUCUUGCAGCGCCUCUGCUCGGGACCCCGCCUUCUCCUGCUCUCCCUGGGCCUCAGCCUGCUGCUGCUGGUGGUGGUCUGUGUGAUCGGAUCCCAAAACGCCCAGCUGCGGCGCGAGCUGCGGGCUCUCGGGGAGACCCUCCGGAACUUCACGGCGAGCACCGAGGCGGAGGUCAAGGCCCUGGGCACUCAGGGAGGCAGCGUGGGAAGAAAGAUGAAGCUGCUGGAGACCCAGCUGGAGAAGCAGCAGGAUCUGAGUGAAGAUCACUCCAGCUUGCUGCUCCAUGUGAGCCAAUUUGUGUCUGACCUACGGAGCUUGAGCUGUCAGAUGGCCGUCCUUCAGGGCAAUGGCUCUGCGAGGACCUGCUGCCCCAUUAACUGGACAGAAUUCAAAGGCAGCUGCUACUGGUUCUCCAACUCUGGAAGGGCCUGGCGGGAGGCUGAGAAUUACUGCCAGCUGGAGAACGCCCACUUAGUGGUGGUGACUUCCUUGGAGGAGCAGAAAUUUGUCCAGCACCACAUGGGCCCUAUUAACACUUGGAUUGGCCUAACUGACCAAGAUGGGCCCUGGAAAUGGGUAGAUGGAACUGACUACGAGAAAAGCUUCAAGAACUGGAGGCCGGACCAGCCGGACGACUGGUACGGACAUGGGCUAGGAGGAGGAGAGGACUGCGCCCACUUCACCGCUGAUGGCCGCUGGAAUGACGAUGUGUGCCAAAGACCCUACCGCUGGGUCUGUGAGACCGGGUUGGGCAGGGUCAGCUAGGACCCUCCCUCCCCUAAUCUAUCCACUUGUCUUCGGCCGUGGGGGCUUGGGAUAGAGACUCCUAUCUGAGGGUUUGGGGAUUUUCAUCUGGAAUUUUUUGUUUGUUGGUUUGUUUUUAGAGGCAGGGUCUCACCCUAGCCCAGGCUGAUUUGGAAUUCACUUUGUAGUCUC